UUAAUAUAUAUUUUUGCGAAACAAAUCAAUACUUGUAGAUAUCUGGGUGACAAAUAAUGCCGUUUUAUAGGAAGCCAAAAACCUUUACACCUUUACUCAUAGCAGCUGAAAAGAAAGCGGUGAAAAAUGGACUGCACCAUGCAAUAUUUACUUCCAGAUUCGAUAGAUAUGUUGGCGAUUGGAAACAAGAUUUGAAGGAAGGAAAAGGGCUAUUUCGCACUGUUACCGGAAAAUUAUAUGAAGGCGAUUGGCAUUUAGGAUUUAGGCAUGGUUUCGGCGCUUUAAGCAAACUUAAAGAAAAUGGAACAUACAGUUUAGAGUAUCGAGGGGAAUGGGUCAGAGGCAAGCCCGAGGGGGUGGGCUGGUGGUAUUACGACAAUGGAGAUGUCUACUUCGGGUAUUUUAAAAAGGGUUUGCGACAUGGCUACGGCAAGAUGUGGUAUAAAGAUGGAACUUUCUACGUCGGCUAUUGGGACAAGAGUUUGAGACAUGGCUUGGGCAUGUUUGUACAAGCUAAUGGUAACCGUUACGAAGGCCACUGGGAGGACAACGUGAAGAAUGGAGUGGGCCGGUUCUACCACAUGCACACGGGGCAGCUGCAGGAAGGCUGCUGGGUCAACGAUGUCUGCGUCAAGUCCAAGAUGUCCGACAUUAUAAUCAGACAGUUCUGCGAUUACCCGACGGAGUAUCCUAUUCCCCCGGAGCAAUUACAAGAUUCAAGACGAAUUUUAGAACUUAGCGAAUUAUGGUUAAAACAGAAAAUUGGCGAAAUAGACAAACAACUGAAGUAUUGUAUUGACCAAAUGUAUUAGAUUUAAACAGAUCAUAAAACAUACA
Molecule: messenger RNA, 837 nt
Organism: Amyelois transitella
Lineage: Eukaryota; Metazoa; Arthropoda; Insecta; Lepidoptera; Pyralidae
Product: MORN repeat-containing protein 3
Exons: 5
Coding region: 57-812 (251 amino acids)
Source: RefSeq, a predicted model, not a curated record